UUCCUACACUAUAUUUCAAAAUGGCGGCCCAAGAAGUGGCACCUAGACCGAAUGCAGAAAUAGUCAGGGGCCAAAUCUUCGAAGUUGGACCACGCUACUCAAACUUGCAAUAUAUCGGAGAAGGUGCUUAUGGAAUGGUUGUAUCUGCCCAGGAUAACAGUACAAGUGCAAAGACAAAAGUAGCUAUUAAGAAGAUCUCACCGUUUGAACACCAAACCUACUGCCAGAGAACACUAAGAGAGAUUAAAAUCCUCACAAGGUUUAAGCAUGAAAAUAUCAUUAAUAUAAGUGACAUCAUAAGAGCACCAACAAAAGAAGACAUGAAAGAUGUCUAUAUUGUGCAGUGUUUGAUGGAAACAGAUAUGUACAAAUUGUUAAAAACACAGAAACUAAGUAAUGAUCAUGUCUGUUACUUCCUGUACCAGAUCUUAAGGGGUCUCAAAUACAUUCAUUCAGCAAAUGUGUUGCACAGGGAUUUAAAACCAAGCAAUCUGCUGCUUAAUACUACUUGUGACUUAAAGAUCUGUGAUUUUGGUUUAGCUAGAGUUGCUGAUCCUGAGCACGAUCACACAGGUUUCCUCACAGAAUAUGUUGCCACACGCUGGUACAGAGCACCAGAAAUAAUGCUCAAUUCCAAGGGCUACACAAAAUCAAUUGAUGUUUGGUCAGUGGGAUGUAUUCUGGCUGAGAUGCUUUCCAACAGACCUAUCUUUCCAGGGAAGCACUAUCUGGAUCAGCUGAACCACAUUCUAGGUGUGUUGGGGUCACCAGGCCAGGAAGAUCUGAAUUGCAUUAUAAAUGACAAGGCUCGUGGUUACUUGCAGUCACUCCCCUUCAAGCCAAAAGUCCCAUGGAAUAAGAUGUAUGCCAAUGCUGAUGCCAAAGCAUUGGAUUUACUGGAGAAAAUGUUGACUUUUAACCCACACAAACGCAUCACAGUGGAAGAGGCAUUAGCCCAUCCCUACCUAGAACAGUACUAUGACCCUGCAGAUGAGCCUGUAGCUGAGGAACCUUUUACAUUCGAGAUGGAGCUGGAUGACUUGCCCAAAGAAAAGCUGAAGGAGCUGAUUUUCCAGGAAACAAUGGCACUGAAGGACCGUCAAGCCAGAGAGGCUGUUGCAGCUGGAGCCAUGCAGAUGAACGGUUGAUUAUAUAAAUGAAACAAACUUGGAAUUCCAUGAACACAGAAAGUUAGUGUGAAGAAGGAUGAGAAAAUAUUUAAGCUGGGUGCUGUCCUGGAAAAAGAAGAAAAACGUGACUGUUCAAAUAUACAAGCUUCGCAUAUUUUUACUUUGUACAGUAUAUGUCUAUGUUGUGCACAUUUAAAUGUAUUCCAGUCUCCUGUUAUAUAUUAUUAUUAUCCAAUUCCUAAAGUUGUGAAAAGGAGAUGUCAUUUUUUCCAGAGCCUUAUUUUCUGUACCUAAGGAAGCAUUUACCACUUAAAGAGUUUUAUAUAGCAUAUUGUAUAGGUUUGCACAAAUAAUGUAUCUACAUUUUCUUUCACGUUCAGCUCACUUUGUAACUAAAAACAUAAAUGUUCAUAGCAUUCAUAUAGACAAAACAGUGAAAAAAAAACUGAUUUGGACGUAUGAUGCUGUAGUUGCUUGUACAUGUAUUAACAUCAAAGUUUGGUCAGUGCCACUUCCGUCUCAAGCUCACUGAAAUGGAUAUAAAGCAAAUGUGCUAAAAUAUGUAUCCCCGUUUGCGUAAGAACCUUGUGCUUUAACAUGUCCAUGUUGACCUCUUGGUUCAACUUCUUUGACAACUACAUUGACUCUACAGCUGUACAUGCUUCAAUCUUUCAUGGAAACUAUGAAAUAUGUAUUCAGAGGGAUAUAGACCUGAGAUUGUGCUUGAUGCUUAGGCACUCCUGUUUUAUUAAUUGGGAGAUGUGUUUGAAGAUUGGUUAUGCUUUUUGUAAAAAUGUUCAGCUAAAAUGCACGGUUUAAAGAAGGAAGGUUUCUGAUUUUUCUCUCCUAUAUUCUGUUAAAUUUAUGCAUCAUGUCAUAAUACAAAUUAAGGACCUGCCACAGUGUUAGUAGAACUGGUAUAAGUACUUUGAUCAAGUAAGUCAAAAUUGGUCACAUUUACUUGUAACACUGCCAUUGGAUAUAUUACUAAGGUCAAGGAGUGAGGGGGGCUUAGAAGUGAAAGAAGCAAAAUAUUUUUAAUGUACAGACUCCGGUUGAAUGUAUAAUGUAUUUGAUGUGGACUAGGAUAGUGAAAUAAGCCAAACUUGCAUGCCAUGAUGUACAUUAUAUGCGUGCAGAGAGAAUUCUCGAUAUAUAUUACAGGCUAGUUUUCACUUUGUCCUACUCCUAAUGCAGACAAUAAUAUGCUUUAUAUCAUUGACUAUCCCACCUAGCUUUUCGUAUCGAUCUUGAUUUUGACCCAUACUCUUCAGGAGCCAUGAGUAUGGCAAACAUUUUUAUUGUAUCACUGUUUUAAUUUCCUUCCAAGCGGUCCUAUAUAGUCAUGAGGUUGCUUUACACAAAAUUUUAAAAAAUUGGCCCUUUAAGGGUUUUCUGGAGUGACAUUUUUUCAAUGAAUUAAUAGCGUUUUAACAGACUGCUUUAGGGGGAUGUCAAGUUCCUGUUUGGGCGUUGAAACUGGUUUAAUUCUAACCAGUUGAUUCAUAUUUAUGGUUUUUAAGACUAAAGUUAAGGCAGUCCAUGUUUGUCAAGAUCAAGAAGUCCAUUUCAAUUUUUUUGAUUAUUGGCUUUCUGAUGGUUACUACAGAAACUUAGAAAAAAAAUGCCAAAUUAUAUUAAACUCAAAGUGUGGAUGUCAGUUUUAAGGUUAAAAUCAGCACAAAAUCUGCACUUCAAAAUUAGUCUUAAAAACAUUCCACCCUGAAUAAAGUCGAAAACAGUCCCCCCCCCCUCCUUCCCAUCUUAGAUCUUCUUGUUUAGCAAGCUGUUAGGAUGUAGAUAGUUCUGCAAAGUCUUAAGAGAUUUUGUAUACUCAUUUGUAUAGCAGUGUGCAACUGAAUGGACUGAGUCCAGUGUAAGUGUGGCAUUUGUAGUUUUAUAUAUGGGAAGAGGUAUUUUACAUCUAAGUAGAUACAUCUAUGAUGACAAUAGAAAGUGUUGUUUUAUAUUAACAGCUGUCCUUUCUCUUAAUUUUCAGUCUCUUUUGGAAUUGUUUACUAUUUUAAAGUGUAAUAUUCCAAACUUUUUCUGAUAUUUGUCAUCUAGAUCAUGGUAAACCCAUGUUCAUGUUCACAUUUCUUGUAGAAAAUCAUGUAAUCAAAAAUUUUAAAAUUGAACUCAGUAAAAAUUGGAGCACGAUCCUUGAUAGAAAAGUCUAUUUUGUUACUGUCCUGUAGCUGGUCUAGUCUUGACAUUGUAAUUGCAAGUUGGGAGGCAUCAUAUUGUCAAUGUGAAGAAUAAAGUCUGACCAAAAAAUCA
Molecule: messenger RNA, 3410 nt
Organism: Lingula anatina
Lineage: Eukaryota; Metazoa; Brachiopoda; Lingulata; Lingulida; Lingulidae
Product: mitogen-activated protein kinase 1
Biological process (GO): protein phosphorylation
Molecular function (GO): ATP binding; MAP kinase activity
Source: RefSeq, a predicted model, not a curated record